Molecule: messenger RNA, 243 nt
Organism: Symbiodinium sp. CCMP2592
Lineage: Eukaryota; Dinophyceae; Suessiales; Symbiodiniaceae
Source: the annotation of a GenBank genome assembly
AUGAUGGCCUUCCUCAGUGAUUCAAGCAGCAGCCCCUGUCAUCUGCCCAAAAUGUCGCUCCUCGAUCUGGCGGAGUCUAUGGCCUUAUCUGUGCUUGAGGAGGAAUCUGAGGAGGAGCAGGUGCAAGACGAGCAGGUGCCAGUUUAUUCGUGGGACCCAUGGAGUUCCAGGCUGGCCGGUCUUGCUGAGAACGGCAGGUUUGGAACCUGGUUCAGCGAAAGCACCUUGGAACUCGUUGACUGA